Porites evermanni is the source of this 5931-nucleotide messenger RNA. Lineage: Eukaryota; Metazoa; Cnidaria; Anthozoa; Scleractinia; Poritidae. The record is from the annotation of a GenBank genome assembly.
GGUAAAUAUGAAACCAAGAUGGCCGCCCGUAACGUAGUCUGCGAGUAACGCAAAGUAAAUCGAUCUGAACGAUGGAUCUUACGAAAAAAUAAGGGUUAGGCUUGUCAAACCUGUGUUGAGCUUUGUAAUACCCCUGAGGGGCUCGUCAAGCAACACAAAUAAAGCCGGUGUCUUGAGACCUUCGUGUACAAACAUCGUCGCCUGCACCACUGGAGGCGUUCAAGUUUGUGAACAGAUACUGUACUCGGUCGGCAAUAACUCCAGCGCAAACAAUUCCUUCGGUCCUACUAUACUGACACCAGGAAAACUGUAAUGAAUUCAUCAGAGGAGAAGACGAAUACUUUUGUGUACACAUCGUUUUGUGACGAAAUUCAUGACUCUGUAUCGUGUGAAGGUCCAAAACGUGAAGGAAACUUUAAAGUUUACAGGCGAAGAUGGUAUAUUCUUUUUGUAUUUUCUUUAUGCUCUGCCUUAAAUGGCAUGAAAUGGAACACUUGGGGUCCAAUUCAAGGUACCUCGCAAGUUGUAUUUGGUUGGAGUGAUACGACUAUUACACUGAUGGUGGCCUGGGGACCGAUAGUUUAUAUCAUUUCCUUUUUGCCAAUAUCGUGGCUUAUGGAUACUAAAGGUGAGAAUAUACUAAACUGUAGCAAACAAGGCUUGGUAGAUUGAUAUUUUUUUUGUAAUAAUGAGGGUUUGAGGGACAUAAAUAGUACAAAAACACUUCACGUUGACCGUCCUACAAAAUUAAGUGCUAUCGUGAACUCGAGACACUUGAUACGAUUCUUGGGAAUGCCACCUGGAUUGGAUAAUCUAAAAUUAGGAUUAGACCAUGGACUUUGAUCACUUGACCGGACUCUGGCGUAUACUCGUUCUAAUUACAGUUUCUUGAAAAUUUGGUAGUUAAUUUUAGGUCAAAACAGAGAUCAUUUUGUCUUUUCCACUCAACACCUUUGCUACAUCAGUAUAUGAUACUGCAACAUAUUAUACUAAUGCAGCAAGAACCAAUUCGAACCAGUUUUUGUUAUUGUGUGCAAAAACAAAUGUACAACCUUCAUUAUUGGUAAAGUGAGUGACAAGAAGAUAAUUCAUCGACAGGUUUUUGCUAGGUUCAGCCGGUAAUGGUUUAGAGUGCAAGUUCCGCAGCUUUACUAAAAAAAAGUGAUUAUGACUCUAGCCUCAAAAACAGCAUGGAUUUGAUUACAGCCCAACCUCUCGACAAAGGCCAUCUUGGGGACAGACGAAAGUGGUGGUUGUGGAGAGGUGGCCCUUAUGUGGAGGUACAUGUAGGGGGCAAUAUGACAAUUUUUUUAAAAGGAGUGUAACAUGUUUAUUGUGCUUAGUUCUUGCAUACUGUAUCUCAUAAUGGUAAUCCAAUCAUCUGUAAUAAUUAAUAAUUAAUUAUACACAUACAAAAUGUUAAUGUGACAAAAUGAGCAAGGUUUGCAACAUUUGCCGUAAGUAUCAUAGACAAUUUAUGCUUACUGCAGCAGUAUAAAUUGAACCCAAUGAAAACACAAUUGCCACAAUUAAUCAUUAAUGCACCAUAUGGAUCAAACUUCAUAACCAUUUUUGACUUUUUGAUCAGUUGCUGAAAAAACUGGCCAUUGUUAAGAGGUUAUUUUGGCAGUCGGAGACAUGCUUUAACUGGCCGGUGCUAUUGUACUGAGGUACCCAUUGCAGAGUGGUUUAAACAAGAGUCAAUGAAUAGACUGUCUGCCAGGACAAAAAAGGUGGCCAUUGUGGAAAGGUGGCUGUUAGUGGAGGUUCGACUGUAUAAACACUGCUUACAAUUUUACAAGGUGUAAAUGUAUUUGCAUACAUUUUUAUGGAGAAACCAAAAUGGAAUUAGGAGUUAAAGGCAAUUUUUUUUAGCAAUAUACCAUAAGCAAAGGCAACUGCCCCUGAUGUCAACUAUAUUCAGCCUCAUUCCAAGGGUCCACUUAUAGGAGAGAAGAACCCGGAAACAACUUAGGACAAGAUCUUGCAUUCAUCCAGUGUACAACUGACUUCUUCACAAAGCACGUACAAGAUUUUUGUCCACUGAAAAUCAAAAUUACUCAAUGUCCUGGUGGAUUCCGUCUUAAUUCCUCUUGAUACGACUGUAAAAUCCAGGAGAAAAAAAAAACUAUAUAUGAAAAAUGUCAGGGGGCAAACAAAGGAGUGUUAUGGGAGAUAUGCCAUUGGAAAUUUUUCGAAUUGCCAUCCCAAGCCUCAGUUUCAAAGUGAGGCUAAGUGCAAAGCCAUUGUCUUGGAAACAAGACAUAUUAUCACAAGAAAGGUUUUGCACAUUGCCUUGUUUUGAAAGUAAGUGUUUUGGAACCAGUUAGCCUGCGUAGCAGGCACUUGGAAGUAGUGGGUGGCCGUUCACAUGCCUGUACUUUUUUGCGCCCACUACUUCCAAGCCCCUGCUAGGCAGGCUAGAACUGGGAAAUGGCCAGUUUUUAGAUUUAGCAAAGACAAAGUAACGAAAGAGAUGAUGAUGGCAUGAGCAGAUUUAAAAACGAAAUUGAACAUGACAGAACAGCCAAUUAAGCUUCGAAAGUCGGCUUUAGUCCUUUCUGUGCCCUUUCGUGUUCUGAUUUGAUGUUGUGUUGUCUGCUUAAUCUACCUAAUAACUUGUCCAGAACAGUUUUAAAGCAAACAAUGACAAUUGCAAUUUUGUUUACUCAACGAGUAUUGCUUAUCUUUCGUUUAUUACCCUUUUUCCUUUAUUUGUGCAUUCGAUUCAGGUUUAUUGACACAUCGUGAUUGUAUUUGCUUUUCAAGUUGCUUCUCAGCAUAUAUAUAUUAAACUUAGUGGUCUAAUUAAUUAGUCUAAUUACCACUUCUUCCUCAUGUAAGCUCUUUUGCCUUUCCCUCAAAGGUAGUGUUGAUGAAAGUAUUGACUGUAGUGAAAUAAUGUUUAAGUGCUGUCUACUCUACUUGGUUCUAGGAGGAAAUGUUUGCUUUUGCACAAUCAGCAAAUUAAAUACUUAUGUGCUUUCCAGUCAGUUAACAUUAAUGGCCUAGAUCAGUAAAUGAGAUUCUCUCUUGAUGUGACUUACUUUUUAUUCUUUUUAGGUUUGAGAGCAUCUAUUCUCCUCCUAGGACUUUCCAAUUUCUUCGGAACAGCCUUCCAAGCUAUUCCACUUGCUGAUCUACAAAUGCAAACAUGGCUUGCUCAUACAGGGAUGUUUCUAAGCAGUAUAGGAGGUCCUGUUGCCAUGGCAUUAGGGCCCCUUAUUUCCGCGAUAUGGUUUCCUCCUGAUCAACGCACAACAUCAACAGCAAUUGCAUCAUUGUCUUCCUAUGCUGGAGCAGGGAUGGCAUUUAUCAUUGGCCCACUGUUAGUUCCAGAUGUGGNAUGGCUUGCUCAUACAGGGAUGUUUCUAAGCAGUAUAGGAGGUCCUGUUGCCAUGGCAUUAGGGCCCCUUAUUUCCGCGAUAUGGUUUCCUCCUGAUCAACGCACAACAUCAACAGCAAUUGCAUCAUUGUCUUCCUAUGCUGGAGCAGGGAUGGCAUUUAUCAUUGGCCCACUGUUAGUUCCAGAUGUGGGUAACCAUAGCAUGAGCAUUGGCAAAAGUAUUGACUACAUAAGUAUUCGUAAAAAUAUGACUCACAGUCAGUUGAAUUUUCUUAAGGAGAAAAUCAUGCUUCUUAUGUACACUGAGCUAGGAGUAGCAGUUCUGAUUUUAUUCUUGAUAGUGGUUUUUUUUCCAAAAAAACCUCCACUACCUCCUUGCCUAACCGCAGCGAGUGAGCGUUUGGAUUUUAAAGAUGGCUUUAAAUGCCUCGUGUUCAACAAACAGUUCUUGUUGUUGCUAUUUAUCAAUGGAAUAACCCUCGGUAUUUACAGUGGCUGGACAUCUAUACUAGACCUAACUUUGUCACAGUUUGGGCUUGGAGAAAAAACUGCAGGGUGGCUUGGAUUUGGUUCAUCAGUGUCAGGAAUAUUGGCAGCAAUUAUACUGUCCAGGUGAAACACAUUAAAAUUUUAUUUUAUCCAUUUUGAAAUAACUGGAGAUCUCCGCAAUCUGAUUGGCUCUCAGCAGUGUGAUUUAUUCACGAAUCACACCAUUUCUUGCUCUUUAUUAUAUCCAUUUUGAAAUCACUGGUGAUCCCUGCAAGCUGAUUGGCUCUCAGCAAUGUGAUUCAUUCACCAAUCACACCAUUUCUUGCUCUUUAUUAUAUCCAUUUUGAAAUCACUGGUGAUCCCUGCAAGCUGAUUGGCUCUCAGCAGUGUGAUUUAUUCACGAAUCACACCAUUUCUUGCUCUUUAUUAUAUCCAUUUUGAAAUCACUGGUGAUCCCUGCAAGCUGAUUGGCUCUAAGCAAUGUGAUUCAUUCACCAAUCACACCAUUUCUUGCUCUUUAUUAUAUCCAUUUUGAAAUCACUGGUAAUCCUUUCAAUCUGAUUGGCUCUCAGCAGUGUGAUUCAUUCACCAAUCACACCAUUUCUUGCUCUUUAUUAUAUCCAUUUUGAAAUCACUGGUGAUCCCUGCAAGCUGAUUGGCUCUCAGCAGUGUGAUUUAUUCACGAAUCACUCCAUUUCUUGCUCUUCAUUAUGUCCAUUUUGAAAUCACUGGUGAUCCCUUCAAUCUGAUUGGCUCUCAGCAGUGUGAUUUAUUCACGAAUCACACUAUUUCUUGCUCUAAAUCAUAUCUGUUCUAAAUCGCGUCAGUUCUGUUUUUAAUCGCACCAGUUUUGCUCUAUAUCGCAUCAUUUCUGUAUUGAAUACAAAAUGAGAUGUAAAAGCCUCUUUGUUUCUGCUUCUCAACAAGGCGGCUACUUGAUCAUUAAAAUAUUGGUAUUGACUGAACUCUGCAAUCUCAAAAUGGCUGUAAUAAAGUGGUAAUUGAACUGUGUCGUGCAAUUUUGGUCUGAAAUCGUACUUGCGAGUUUGAAAUCACGCGUGUCAUUUUAGACCAAAUUGCACUCCACUCUGUUCAAUUAUGAUAAUUAACCGUUUUUAUUGUAUUAAAAGUGCAAUAAAACUGACAUUUUAAGUCAAGAGUAUUGAAAAACGGAGACCUACAUGUUUACUUUCACAUACGAGAUCUUUUUUUUUUGAAAUACUUUAAUAUAUUCGACACCAGAAAUAUAUGACACAAAGGAUAAACUGAACAGACCCUCCCGAUCUGUUCCUCGGCCUUAUUAUUUCAGUUUUUUUCGGGGUGAGAGAGAACGUGCCGCCCAAAAAAAACCCUCUGGGACCAGGAUAACCGUUCCGUCAUCAAAAUACCUGAAGCUUGAAUGCUAUUGAGAGCGAAAGAUUUCACGUUUACGACAACAGAAAGUUCAUUCUGCCCUAAGAGUCAAAGGAACCACUCAUUUUUCGUCUCUGUAGGUAUUGAUUGUGUCAAAAAUUCGAAUAUCUCACGAACAAACACUAAAUAAUAUGGUCGAGUUAAAAAUGAACAAAGAACCGUUCAGAUUCCUUUUGCCGUUACAAUAUUUUUAUUCCCACAAAUUUUGAUCACGAUAAUAGAUUUUGAUACUCUGGUUUAUCCACAGACUCGCGGACCAUCUAUCCGGACGCAUGAAAGCAAUCCAGUUUGUCCUUCUGGCUGGCGCUACCAUCUCCUAUGGUUUAUUUACAUUCAUGUGCGCAGGAAUUAUUCCGUAUAACAAGGCCAUUCUCUUUUUAACCUGUAUUCUUGCAGGAUUUUUCACUAAUGGAACCAUUCCGUUAUUCUUUGAGAUGGCUGUGGAAACUGCAUACCCUGUCGCCGAGGGCAUCACCUCUGGUUUCGUAACCGUUGCCGCGAACCUUCUUCAGUUGGUAUUUUACAUAUUUCCCAUGUUGCCAAACUUUGGAUUAAAGUGGAUUAAUUGGUGUAUUUUUAUAACGUAUGCGCUUUCUGUUCCACUGCUUGCGUUGUGGAGAGAACGAUACUACAGAUCGGAAGUUGAUGAUCAAGACAAGAACGCACCAGUAAAUAUUAAUUAG